AUGGCAUCGAUAUCGCAAGGCGAAUACCCCCCAGAACUAUCUCGAGAAGAGGAACAGUACUUGCUCUCGGAACUCAAAGAUUGGUCAAUAGCUCAUGGGCUUGCGGUACGCCCGGCUCCAUCGUUUGUUCAGCCAUCUCAAGACCCUUCCGGCGUACUCGCAACAACAGCACCGGUUACAGUCUUCCCCAGUUUGUUUCCACGAUCUUGCUUCGAAGAAGGUCUGGCAAUACAGAGAGCAUAUAAUGAACUUUACUCAGCAAUCGCAAGGGACGAGAAGUGGCUGCAGGGCAUUGUCGAAGAAUUGAUUGAAAUCGACGAUUUUGUUGGAAAGCUCUGGCAGACUCACCUGGCAGUAAAGAAGGAAGGCUAUGUCCAAGACCUUUCUCUGGGCCUCUUUCGGUCGGACUACAUGGUCCACAAAGAUCCUGCACAACCCGAUGCCACUCCUGGACUGAAGCAGGUUGAGUUCAACACCAUCGCAUCCUCAUUUGGAGGACUGUCAUCUCAAGUAUCCGCUUUGCAUAGACACCUGCUUACCCUCGAUGCAUACCCGUCUUCAACCUCUUCCGUUAUCAAGGCCGAUGCUCUUCGACAAAGCAAAUCAGCUUCGUCUCUUGCUAAAGGCCUCGCUGUUGCACACAAGGCAUAUGGAUCUUCCCGAACUGGCCGUCCUCUGUGUGUGCUUUUCGUCGUACAGGACCCAGAAAGGAAUGUCUUCGAUCAGAGACACCUAGAGUAUGCUCUUCUGGAAGAGGGUGGGGUUCGCUCUUUCCGCUUGCCUUUCGGAGAGACGCUCUCGCACACAAGUCUAGCCUCGGAUCAAACGCUCAUAUAUACACCACCGAACUCACCUUCUAAAUCGUUUGAAGUGACAACGAUCUACUUCCGAGCGGGAUACUCGCCGGACGACUAUCCAAAGGAAGAAGACUGGACAGCGCGUUUAUUGCUUGAGAAGAGUCGAGCGAUCAAAUGCCCAAGCAUCUUGACACAGCUUGCCGGCUGCAAGAAAGUCCAGCAAGUACUAGCAACACCGCACUCGCCGCACCUGAAGCGCUUCAUCUCCAACGUAGAAGUUGCAUCCCGGUUGUUGACAACGUUUGCUCCCAUCUAUCCACUCGAUGACAGCGAAGCCGGAAAGGAAGCAAAAAAGCUCGCCACUGACGUUUCCUCGGCUACACGAUAUGUUCUGAAGCCUCAACGAGAGGGAGGUGGAAAUAACAUUUACCGAAAAGCCAUCCCUCCAUUUCUCGAGAAGCUUCCACCAACACAUUGGCCAGCAUACAUAUUAAUGGAGAUGAUUGAACCACCACCGCUGAAAAAUGCAAUCCUUCGCAACGGAGAGCUACAGAGAGGAGGAGUCAUCUGCGAGCUUGGGGUGUACGGAGUUUGUCUGUGGAGAGAUGGAUUCGGAGAUGAAUCGAAGGGUGAAAUUCUGGAGAAUUGGGAAGCUGGAUAUCUUCUCCGCACAAAAGGCGACCAGAGCGAAGAAGGAGGGGUGGCAGCCGGGUUUGGAGCUGUUGAUAGCUGUUGUUUGGUGGAGAACUAA
Dothidotthia symphoricarpi CBS 119687 is the source of this 1548-nucleotide messenger RNA. RefSeq names its product glutathione synthetase large chain. NCBI's taxonomy places the organism in Eukaryota, Fungi, Ascomycota, Dothideomycetes, Pleosporales, Dothidotthiaceae. Gene Ontology annotation, biological process: glutathione biosynthetic process. The record is from RefSeq and is a predicted model, not a curated record. Gene Ontology annotation, molecular function: glutathione binding; ATP binding; glutathione synthase activity. The transcript has a single exon. The coding region runs from base 1 to 1548 and encodes 515 amino acids. Gene Ontology annotation, cellular component: cytosol.